Molecule: messenger RNA, 820 nt
Organism: Neltuma alba
Lineage: Eukaryota; Viridiplantae; Streptophyta; Magnoliopsida; Fabales; Fabaceae
Exons: 3
Coding region: 211-501 (96 amino acids)
Source: RefSeq, a predicted model, not a curated record
UCACCGGUGCCCGGAGGCACAUUCAACGUGGGGCGGCACUGCAAUUGCCACCCACUGGCCACUCCCACUGCUUCCACCUGCAUCUGUCUCUCGAAUCACAUACCUCUAAGUGUGACACUACUCAAUCGAAGGGUAAACUUGCUGUCUCUCCCAUAGCUUGCGGAUUGCAAACAUCGCUCGUUUCUGAUACACAAUCAGGCAAUUGAUAUAAUGUCGUUGAGGCGUUUCUUUGGCUUUUCUGAUGGGGAGUUGAUGAGGUCUGAUGCAAAACCUUGUUCUAGACUCAUGAGACAGACGGCUGGAAUUUUUACUGUUGGGGGAGGAUUAGCAUUUUGGAUUCUCUGCCGUCUGCAUUACGGUCCUCGAAUUACAAUUCCUAGGAGUCUUCGGUGGGCAGCUUGUGGAGCUGUAACUGUUAGUUCAAGCACUGCUUUGCUGGUUCGGUUGUUUAGUCCUGAAUGCGAGCCCCAGAAUAUAGCUGCUUAUGACAAGAAGAAGUAGGGCAGGCCGGGAUUACAUUGCUCAUACCCCUUCCCCUAAGUGAUUUGCUGCUGUCUUAUACUGUUAUUUUGGUAGGAUUUGAAAGUAAAACACACGGCGUUGCUAGUGGUUUCUUUGGAAACAUUCAUGGGUGGGUGUGUCAUGCGUGCAUCUGAUGUGCAGGUGUAUGUUUACGUGAAUGAAUUUAGAUGCGUGUGUAGGUGAGGUGAAUUUGAUUACAUGGACUGUUUAAAUUGGAACAAAUUCGUCAAAUUGCAUGCCAGUUGCUCGUUCUUUGUCUCAAACUUUGUGAAAGAUGAUAGUCUAGCUGGUUCUGCCU